Nipponia nippon (crested ibis) is the source of this 1225-nucleotide messenger RNA. The record is from RefSeq and is a predicted model, not a curated record. NCBI's taxonomy places the organism in Eukaryota, Metazoa, Chordata, Aves, Pelecaniformes, Threskiornithidae.
AGAAACCGAGACCAUGGAUGCCCGAUGGCUUGGCUACCCUGCCUCCGGAGACUUGCCAGACGAUGAAGACAUUGGCGAAUUCAGGCCUCACUUUACUUCUGAUGGGUUGGACAUAGAUGAGGCAUCUGGGUCUGGAGACUACUCAGACUCUGAAGAUGCCAUAUAUCUGACCACCAUGGAUACUCCUGUGAUAUCUGACAACUAUAUCCCUGGAGAUACUGAGAGAAAGAUAGAAGAUGAGAAGAAAAACACAGUGGUGGACAAUGAAAUAAUUCCAGACCAAGCUGUACCUGUUGAAGAGAACCUGUCCAACAAGAUCUCCAUGGCAAGCACAGCCAACAGCAGCAUCUUUGAAAGAACAGAAGUCCUUACAGCUCUCAUUGCAGGAGGGGCGGUGGGCCUCCUGUUCGCUGUCUUCCUGAUCCUCCUCUUAGUCUAUCGCAUGAAGAAAAAGGACGAAGGCAGUUACGACCUUGGGAAGAAACCGAUCUACAAGAAAGCCCCUACAAAUGAGUUCUAUGCUUAAAGCUGAGCAGCACCUUGAGCCCAUCAAGGGACAAACAGACUGUAUGGCAACACCGUGCCCUCAGACGAGAUGUGCUGAACAAAUGCUCUUUUUGGAUUGAAUUUCAAAGCGACUUUGAGAAAAAACAAACUUCCUACGUGACCCUUCCCAUCCCGCUCAGCUAACAAGGGCCCAAUGAAAUACAAAGAGUCUGAAAAAAAAACCCUCAGUGUAUUUUUUUUUUUUUUCUAAAGCUAGUGUAAAAAGAAUAAAGAUGCCAAAUUUUCUGCUUGGUUUUAUAGAGGGUAUAUAAACACAAAGCAGACUGUAUGGAAGCAAACACCAUGUGUUUGCAUCCAGUGUGCCGUGCUCAGAUUGGCUGCUUCUAUAGAAGAUGGCUUUUUUGUAAACCUUGCUAAUAGAUGUCUUGCAGCAGGCUGUUGAUGUGAAGCAUUUUUGUGCAGAACUAUUUAUGAAUCUCUUACACUACAGAUAAUGUUGCCUUAUCAGGGAGUAAAAGGCCCAUAGGGGCUCAAAAUCCCUGAAUGCCACAAGGAGCCUAUGGGAAUGUCUUCCCCGGGAGACUUCUGUCUCUUCCUGUCGGCCCCAGGCAAGGGUCAUGAGUCCACGAAAUCAGGCCAGCCAGUUUUCGUUGGCUAUGAUGACACCCUUUCCUUGCCUUCAGUCUCUUACCUUUUUUUAAGGAUUGCCUGUAGGAUU